Scaptodrosophila lebanonensis is the source of this 2264-nucleotide messenger RNA. RefSeq names its product RNA-binding protein 45. The transcript is spliced from 9 exons. The coding region runs from base 66 to 1451 and encodes 461 amino acids. Lineage: Eukaryota; Metazoa; Arthropoda; Insecta; Diptera; Drosophilidae. Gene Ontology annotation, molecular function: RNA binding. The record is from RefSeq and is a predicted model, not a curated record.
AUUGACAGCCGCGUUGUGAGAAAAUUUUAGUAAUUUUUUCGGAAGCUGUAUUUAUACCUACAACAAUGUCCGAUUAUCGCUCUCAGUCAAGAGGUGGCGGCCGUGGCCAAGAAUACUCCAAUGAUGAUGAUCCGCCGAUGUCCCGUUUGUUUAUUAUAUGCAAUAAGGCCCAUACCGAGGAAGACUUCCGUGAGGCGUUCUCUCCAUUUGGUGAAAUUGAAGAUAUUUGGGUAGUCAAGGACAAACACACACAAGAAAACAAGGGAAUUGCAUAUGUAAAGUUUUCGCGCACAUCUGACGCCGCAAAGGCUCAGGAAAUGAUGAAUGGCAAAACAAUCGGCAAGACCGACAGAACACUAAAAGUGCUGGUUGCUGCAAACCGCAACCAAGGUUCAAACAAGUCAGAAAAUGAACAGGAAAAAUACUUGCGUCUUUUUAUUGUUAUACCGAAGACCGCAACUGAGGAGGACAUACGUGACGAAUUCGCUCAAUGGGGUGAGGUGGAGAGCGUGACCAUAGUCAAGGAGAAGAACAAUGGCAACCCCAAAGGCUUUGGCUAUGUACGAUUUACAAAGUUCUACUACGCAGCAAUCGCGUUUGAAAAUUGCUCGGCCAAAUACAAGGCAGUUUUUGCGGAGCCAAAAGGUUCCACUCGCACUCAACGAGAUCAAUAUGGUCGGACUGCUGACGAUAAUGCGAUGUUUGGUCCCGGGCGUGGUGGAAACUAUAAUGGCAGUGGAAGUUCUGCCGGUGGUUUUAACAACGAUUGGAACACUUCUGUAAACAACGAUAUGUCUGCCUUUCUCCGAAUGCAAAAUGUGCCGGUCCCACAGCCAACUUGUCUGGAGGUGACUGCCAGCAACUGUGUGAAUCAGGAUCAGCUCUGGAGGUUGUUCGAUAUAAUUCCAGGCCUUGAUUAUUGUCAAAUAAUGAGAGAACAUGGUCCUCGCACAAACGAAGCCGUGGUUGUAUAUGACAAUCCCGAAGCUGCUAUUUAUGCCAAGGAUAAGCUUCAUGGCCUAGAAUAUCCCAUGGGUGAACGAAUUAUUGUGAAAGUUUCUGGCAUGAGCUCCUCUCGUAUGGAUACUUCGUUUAUCGACAAGCGUACAAAGAAAGAUUCCAUCUGUAACGUCCCCUUACCACCAGCACAGCCUCUGGCAUCCCCGGAUGCACCAGUCGCUCAAAGACUCUUUAUUGUGCUCACAGCAAAUUUGCCACAUUCCAUUCUGAAGAAUAUUUUCUCCUGCUGGAAAGGACUUAUCGAUGUAUAUCUGCUUCCCAACAAGAACUGUGGCUACGUAAAGUACUCCGAGUCAGAUAGUGCACAGAAGGCCAUCCACGUUUUAAACGGUGCAGAGAUCUGUGGGACUAAAAUAAAGGUUAUGGAAGCUGAGGAGCGUAGCGGAUCAGACGGCGAUGACGGUGGCAGAAAGCGGUUGCGUCGCAACUAAGUGUAAGUACCCAAAUAACAAACAUUUAAUGCAAUUGUUUAAUAUAGCCUUAGUUGGAAUGAGUGAGCCCAGGUCCUAGGUAAGUGGUUAUGAAUUGACUAAAAACAACAAAAUGAACAGGCAACAUCUACUCCGUUCGUUAACCAGCAGAAACCACAGAUUUGUACAACACCUACAUGCAUAUGUAUAUUACAUUCCAAAAUACAUAUGUAUGUAUAUGCAUGGAAGAGAUGACGAUGCUGCCGCUAAGUCAAACCAUUUUUAUCUUUCUAUUUUCACAGACACUGACAACAUUGUACUUAACAGAGAACGUACUGUACAUGUACGAGUAGUUUACAAAACUAACUUCAGAAACAGUUCAAAUAUAAACCAACUGACCAACCGCCCAAACACUACGGAAUCAACCAGAACCUGAACACCACAUUGAGUGAAACGGACACGGGAACGGAAACAAUGAUUAACAGCAACAGUACAAUUGACUUGUCCAAGAGUAUUCUAUUGUCAUAGCACAUAGAAAUAGACCAGACCUAACCUAAACGGAUCCAACAAAACCGGAAUGCUUGAAAACCACUAACAGGACAAUGCGGACACACAAUACAAAAAUCGUGUUUACCAAUAACAAAGAAACAUACGAACUCUUGUGUACUAUUUACUAACGUAUUACGACAAAGAUAAUUACAUACAUAUUUAACAAAGAUGAUUGUAGUAUACAUACAUACAUUUGUCUAUAUUAUAAAUGUGUCUUCAGAUUUGAAAACAUAAAUUUAUUCCAUAGACUUCAAUAUUAUAUAUACAUAUAUAAAGUAACUUUGC